Messenger RNA from Papaver somniferum (opium poppy), 3204 nucleotides. RefSeq lists its product as uncharacterized. The record is from RefSeq and is a predicted model, not a curated record. The transcript is spliced from 7 exons. The coding region runs from base 1 to 3204 and encodes 1067 amino acids. Lineage: Eukaryota; Viridiplantae; Streptophyta; Magnoliopsida; Ranunculales; Papaveraceae.
AUGAAGUAUAUUUGGAAUGGAUUUCGGAAGGUGGAUUCUCAAAUUCUAAAAUUGAGAUUAUGGGAAACCAAAGAAAAAAUCCUUAUGUCAUUAGGUGAUGCCAUUGGAAGAGAUAUUAAAGUGGAUGAAACAAGUCUAAAGAAGGAGGUAGGUUAUUAUGCUAGUGUUUUAGUGGAAGUGGACUUAGCAAAUACGAUACCUUACCAUGUUGAAGUUAAAUCUAAAUAUGGUGUUUUUGAACAGGAGAGUGCUGAUGAAUCAGUACAAAACCCAUUAGAGGGGGAGAUUCCUAAAGUGGUACCAAAGAAGAUUUGGAAGCUUAAAGAGAAGAAUCAACAGCAACCAGAUGGUUUUGAUAUUUGUUAUACUCCUAAAACAAAGAAGUCUAAGGAUGUUGAGAAUGAAGAUUUUUGCGAAGAUGAAGUAAUUACUGCUAUUUUGCCUCCCUUUGAGAAGGUAAUUGAGAGGACUAUUGAGUCUGUAAGUAAAAGUUCAGGUAAAUUUCAUGUGCUACAAGAAUUAGUGUCUGAAGAGCCAUCUCCUAUAAGUGUGAAGAAAUUACUGGAAGUUGCAUCUUGUAGUUCUUCUGUUAUUAAUGCUGUUACUAUUGAGAAUGAUAAAGUGCAGGGAGUUCAAGAAGUUGUGAAGAAAGUUAUUAAACCCAAGAAUAUCAUCUUAAUUACUACAAGAAAACAAAAUGCUACUAAUUUAGUGAAAGAAAAAAAAAAGGUGGAUAGAAGAGAAUUAUAUACUGAAUUGGAAUUAGUUAACAAUAUGGAUUUACCAUGGAUGCUAAUUGGUGAUUUUAAUACAAUUUUAAGUGCAGAUGAUAAGAUGGGUGGUAGGGCUCCCCUGAGGGUUGCAAUGCAAGAUUUUCAUGAAGCCAUGAAUGCAUGCAGUUUAAUACAAGCAUCUAGUUCAGGUCUGCAAUAUACUUGGUGUAACAAUAAAGCAAGUGGUAAAAGAAUUGUUUGUACCUUGGAUAAGGCUUUUUACAAUUUAAAGUGGAUUGAAAAGUACCCAGAUUGGAGUUAUAAAGUGGGAGUGAGAAGUGUAUCUGAUCAUAGUCCUUUAUUGGGCUCUUUUUUAAUGGUUUCUAAGCCAAACAAUGUGCCACUUAGGGUUUUAAAAAAACUGAAACUGAAAAUUAAGGUGUGGAAUUGGAGUGUAUUUGGGGAUGUUAGAGUUAAAUUAGCUGAAGUAGAAAGAGGGUUUUUAAAUGCUACUCUGCAAAAGUCAAGAGAGCAUUGGAUAAAGGAAGGAGCAGCAAAUACCAGGUUUUUUCAUACUUCUAUUAAGACUAGACAUACUGCAAAUGCUAUAACAAAGCUUGAAGAUGAGUCUGGGGUUAUUAUAACUGAUCAGUAUAUGGUUGCAUCCACUUUGGAGAAUUAUUUUAAGGACAAAUUUAAAUUUAAAGAGGUUAAUUUUAUUGAUGGUGUUUUUGAUGCAAUUCCUAAAGUAGUGUCUUCAGAAGACAACAAGAUGUUAGAGAAUAUCCUUUCAGCACAAGAGAUUAAAGAGGCGGUUUUUUCAAUGAAUGCAGAUAGUGCUCCUAGUCCAGAUGGAUUUUCAGGUUUUUUCUACAGAUAUGCUUGGGAGGUUAUAGGGGAAGGAGUAAUAAAUGCUAUCAGAUAUUGCUGGAAAAGAGAUUUCAUACCAAGAGGACUGAAUUCUAACUUCUUAUUUCUACUUCCAAAAGUUAAGGGUGCUAGAAGACCAAAUCAAUUCAGACCAAUAGGCCUUAGUAACUUCAGUUUCAAAAUUUUCACAAAAAUUAUGACUAAUAGGAUGUAUGGAUUGAUGGGGAAGGUUAUAUCAGAGCAACAAGGUGCCUUUCUAAAAGGCAGGUGCAUACAAGAGCAGAUAGUCUUGGCAUAUGAGAUGAUAAAUAAGAUUGAUACUAAGAGGAGAGGGGGGAAUGUGAGUAGAGGAUUGAGGCAAGGUGAUCCACUGUCACCAAUCUUUUUUGUCAUAGCUGAAGAUGCACUGAGUAGGAGCUUGAGUAAAAUGGUAGAGGAAAAUAAAAUAAUGCUAAUGGUAAACAUCAGAGGAGUGCACCCAACCCAUAUCUUAUUUGCUGAUGAUGUCUUUUUGUUCUUUAAUGGUCAUAAAAGAAAUAUUCAAAAGGUGAUGAAAUUGUUACAAGAUUAUCAGUCAUCCUCAGAUCAAGUAAUAAACCAAAUGAAGAGUAAACUGUUUGUGGGUGGUGUUAGUGAAGCAAGGAAACAACAAAUUACUGUUGAAUGUCAGAUAAAUCUUUUUCAGUUCCCAGAUAAAUAUUUGGGAGUAAUCUUACAUCAUGGAAGAUUGAAAACAAGCACUGUUUUGGGGGUGGCGGAAAUGCUACAGGGUAGGCUUGCAAGAUGGAUUGGUAAAAUGUUGUCUUUCAAAGAUAGAAUUACAUUAAUCAAAUCUAUAUUGAGUAGCAUUCCAAUCUACAAUAUGUCAAUAUAUAAGUGGCAUGUAAGUGUGGUGAAGAUUUGUGAAAGAUUGAUAAGGAACUUCUUAUGGACUGGAUACCCAUAUGAUAGAAAAUGUGUAACUCUUAAGUGGGAUGAUACUUGUGCACCACUGGAGGAGGGGGGACUUGGUAUAAGAAGGCUGAAAGUGAUCAAUAAAUCAUUGUUGAUGAAAAUGGUGUGGAAAAUUCAUACUUCUGAUGCAGAAUGGGCCAGGUUUAUGAGGGAAAAAUUUUGCACUGUAAAUGGAGAAUGGAUUUCAGGGUAUAAGAAGUCAUCAAUAUGGAAUGGUUUAAAAUGGGUUAUUGAUGAAGUAAGACAAAAUACAAGAUGGAUCACAUGCAAUGAUGACCAAAUCUCAGUAUGGAGGGAUGCUUGGAUCAAAGAAAAACCUCUUGUGGAACUUUACCCAAAUGAUGAAUAUAUUAUGCAAAAUGCUAGUAUGAAGGUGGUUGACCUAAUUGUAGAUGGUGAAUGGCUAGUUCCUCAAAGAAUGCUCUAUUAUUUUCAGGUAAAUGAACUCCCCAUUAUUUCAAGGCAAGAAGAUAAAAGAAUUUGGUUUGGCACUAUGUCUGGUGAGUUUACUAUAUCAUCAGCAGUGGAAUUGAUAAGAUUGCAUUACAAUAAGGUUGACUGGGCUAAGAAUGUAUGGAAUUCAGUUUUACAUCCUAUAAUUACUAGUAAUGUGUGGAAGCUGGUAAGGGAUAUAUGUGCAACUGAUGAGAAAAUGCAAGCCAGUUAA